Selaginella moellendorffii is the source of this 1835-nucleotide messenger RNA. RefSeq names its product glycerol-3-phosphate 2-O-acyltransferase 6. Gene Ontology annotation, molecular function: phosphatase activity; glycerol-3-phosphate 2-O-acyltransferase activity. Lineage: Eukaryota; Viridiplantae; Streptophyta; Lycopodiopsida; Selaginellales; Selaginellaceae. The record is from RefSeq and is a predicted model, not a curated record. Gene Ontology annotation, cellular component: membrane. The transcript has 3 exons. Gene Ontology annotation, biological process: cutin biosynthetic process. Bases 125 to 1618 code for a protein of 497 amino acids.
UUCCAAUAUAAAUUGGACUGGCAGCGCUCAAGGUUUUCAUCUCGAGCCAAGCUUCUGAGCCAGCAGUACAGGGGCUGGACGGACUUGAAAGGCAUUUUUCUCCAGUUCCAUUUCAAGAUUCGACAUGGCCGACUUAAAGUACUCGCGGCUCGUCCAGUUCGGCCUCGUGGAGAAUUGCUCAUCUGAAGGACGUGGAAUGCACACGGUUGCGGCGGAUUUGGAUGGUACACUGCUCAGACGCAGAAGCUCGUUUCCAUACUUCCUGCUGGUGGCUCUUGAAGGAGGUAGCCUCUUCAGAGCAGUUGUUCUCGGACUUUUGGCCCCUAUCGCCUGGCUGCUUUACCACUUCGUCUCGGAGGCAGCAGCAAUUCAACUUCUCAUCUAUGUCUCUUUUUCGGGGCAGAAGGUGUCCGAGAUUGAGAAGGUGGCAACGGCGGUUCUGCCGAAGUUUUACUCCCAGGACGUCCACAGUGAUGCUUUCAGAGUUUUCUCGUCCUGCGGGAAGAAGUAUGUCAUCACUGCCAAUCCUCGGAUCAUGGUGGAGUAUUUCUGCAAGGCCUUCCUUGGCGCGGAUAAAGUUAUUGGGACUGAAAUCGAAGUGGACGAUGAUGGACGUGCUACAGGCUUCGUCAAGUUCCCAGGUGUGCUCGUGAGUCAAAACAAGAGGACCGCCUUGAAGCUCGAGUUCGUGGACGGGGAGCUUCCCGAGAUCGGACUCGGCGAUCGAGAAACCGACUUCGCCUUCAUGUCGCUUUGCAAGGAAGCUUACGUUGUUCCCAAGAGGAAGGUUGACGCAGUGGACGGCAGCGCUCUGGCGCAGCGCGUGAUCUUCCAUGAUGGUAGGCUGGUCCAGCUCCCAACGCCGUUCGUGGCGCUCGUCACUUUCCUCUGGCUCCCUAUCGGCUUCGCGCUCGCAGUGCUCCGGAUCGGCCUCACCUCCCGUUGCCCCCGAAAGUACAUGGGAAUGAUCUACGCCAUCCUCGGCGUCCGCCGCAUCACCAAAGGCAAAGUUCCUCGCAAACAAGACGGCAGGGGGCUCCUCUUCGUGUGCAACCACAGGACUCUGGUGGAUCCCAUCUUCCUGGGAUUGGCCGCCGAGAGGGACGUGACCGGGCUCACUUACAGCAUCAGCCGGGUGUCCGAGGUGCUAUCGCCCAUCGUCACGGUCCGGCUGACGAGAGACAAGGAGCGCGACUUUACGAAGAUGAAGUCGCUGCUGGAGAGGGGGAGGGACCUGUGCCUGUGUCCGGAGGGGACGACUUGCCGUGAGCCGUUCUUGCUGCGAUUCAGCGCUCUCUUCACCCAGCUCACGCACAGGAUCGUCCCGGCGGCCGUGAAGACGAGGCAGAGCAUGUUUAACGGGACGGCGGUGCGGGGGUGGAAGGGGAUGGAUCCAUUCUUCUUCUUCAUGAAUCCAUUCCCGACGUACGAGGUGGAGUUUUUGGAGGAGCUCCCCGCGGAGAUGAGCGUCCAAAAGGGCGGCAAGAGCUCGUUCGAGACGGCCAAUUUCAUCCAGAAGAUGCUGGGCGACAAGCUGGGAUACGAGUGCACGACCUUCACCCGCAAGGACAAGUACCUGAUGCUCAAUGGCAGCGAUGGAACAGUCCCCACGAAAUAGGAAGGGGUUGGAAAAGAAAACAAGAUGGAACCGUUGGCUGGUGUUGACUUGAAUUGACUAGAGUUGACGGUUGAAUACUUUUUUUUUAGUGUUGGCUGGCUAUCUAGCUUGCACUAGUAAAUGCUAAAGGUUAUAGGCAGGCGAUUUUAAUCCUUCCACAUGGCUGGGACAGGAAAUAUUGACUUCGUUCAAUUAAAGGGGGAAAGGUUUUAGGGCA